AACCGGCGAAGGUUUUAGAUAAAUUAUCUUGGACAUUAUUAGUUCUUUUCGCACGAAAAUGUCUUGGAGAAAUGAUAUUCGUGUAGUAGUUGGAUUAGAUUUUGGUACCACUUACUCGGGAUUCGCUUACUGUCAUGAAUCAGGUGCUGAAAAUAUUUGUACAAAUGACGAAUGGCCAGGAAAAUCCGGGAUUUUAAAGACGAAUACAGUACUUCAAUAUGACUCUGAGUUCAAAAAUGUUGUAGAGUGGGGGUAUCCAGCAUUAUCCAAACGAAAAAAUAAAAAUAAAGUGAGACCAGUUGAAUUAUUCAAAUUACAUUUGGGUAAUUUACAAGAAAAUCUUAAACCUAUACUUCCAGAUAAUCUUAAAUAUAUGAAGGCUAUCACCGAUUAUCUUUGUGAAAUCGGAAAGUUAGCCAAAGAAACAAUUAUGAAGUGGGACGGAAUUGACUUUACAGAAAAUGUACUUUUUGUUCUUACUGUCCCCGCAGAAUUUUCAGAAAAAGAUAAGACUAUAAUGAGAAAAUGCGCACAUAAGGCAAAACUCAUUAAAAGUAAAUCUUCAAAAAAUCUAGAAUUUACUACAGAACCUGAAGCUGCGGCACUUUAUUGUAUGAAUAAACUUCAGGAACAUGGUCUUUCUAUAGGGACUACUUUUAUGAUUGUUGAUUGUGGCGGAGGUACUGUAGAUUUAACUACUCGCAUGUUAAUUGAAAAUAAACAAUUGAGUGAAAUUACCGAACGUAUUGGAGAUUUCUGUGGAAGCACAUUUAUCGAUAGAGAAUUUAUUAAUUUUUUACGGGAAAAACUUGGAACUCGUGCUAUUGAUAAACUAAUAGAAAAUCAUUAUGGUCAAUACCAAUAUAUGAUUCAGGAAUUUUGUGAAUACGCAAAAAACCUUUUUACGGGAGAGAAGGGCUUUCUUUAUGAACUAGAUAUCGAAGAAAAUUCUUUAUCGCAAUAUUUAAGUGAAGAAACGAAAGAAAUCAUGAAAAAAAAUGAAUGGUUGAUAUGUAUCAAAUAUAAUGAUAUAAAAAAAAUGUUUGAUCCUAUUAUCGAUAGAAUUAUUCGUUUAAUAUAUGUACAACUUUCAAAUAAUCGAAAAACUUGUGAAGCAAUGUUUUUAGUUGGAGGAUUCAGUGAAAGCAAAUAUCUACAAAAAAAAAUUAGAGCCGAGUUUCGACAUAAAGUGAAAAUUAUUUCAGUCCCUGGUCAGCCCGAAGCAGCAAUUGUUCGUGGUGCAGCUAUAUACGGAUUAAGCCUAAUAAAUUCCUCUAAAACGGAUGAAAUGAAUAAUUUUGUAUUCGCAAUUCAUUCGCGUGUUUUGACAUUUACUUAUGGGAUAAAAGUUUUGGGUGAAUGGAAAAAAGACAUACAUCCGCCUCAUCGUAAAAUAUAUAAUAAUAAAAUUUAUCUUUUUGAUCCCUUUGUGAAAAGAGGUACAGAAGUAGAAGUUGGCAAAGAAUCUCCCCCAAAAUCCGGUUAUACUCCACUUAACCCAUCUCAAACAGGUUUAAAAUUUGAAUUAUAUAAAACUUCUAAGUAUGAAGUAAAAUAUUUUGAGGAGGAUGAGGAUGUAGAUAAUGAGGAUGAAAUUGAGGAGGAUAAAGAGAAUAAAAUGGAAUUAGUAGGAACACUUCGAAUUGAUCUUCCUGAUAUUCACUUAGCCUGUGAUAGGCGUGUUACCUUUGGGUUUUAUUUUGGUGACAUGGAAAUUACGGCAUUUGCAAGGAAUGAAGUCAAUGGACAAAAUUUCCAAACAAAGUUCGAAAUAGAAGAAUUUUAAGAAAUUUAAGAAUACACUUUUUUUAAUAUAUAUAUAUAUAUUCAUUUAUUUUUUUUUUUAAUAAUUAAUGUAUUUA
Molecule: messenger RNA, 1862 nt
Organism: Rhizophagus irregularis DAOM 181602=DAOM 197198
Lineage: Eukaryota; Fungi; Glomeromycota; Glomeromycetes; Glomerales; Glomeraceae
Source: RefSeq, a predicted model, not a curated record